AUGCAUGGAUCAAAUAUAUCAUGGCGAAUUCUUCAGAAAAAAUUCUGUCUUCCACAAAGGAAUCUGAUAAGUGAGAUUUCGAGUAAGUGUUUGCAUAAUCUUCUUCUGUCCGAAGAAAUGAUUCAUCGAAAUAAUGAGUCACCAUUGAUAUCGACACAUCUGACAAAUGUUCGGGAGUUCCUCUAUGCAAUCCUUUUCCUUCUUCUUGUUGCUGCAUAUCUCGCUUGUACACGUCUUCUCUUUGUUUUCGGGGCCUCUAGUGAGUUACAGACAGAGUUCGAAAAGGUCAAAUCUUUGAUGAUUCCAUCAUCUAUGAUUGAGUUGCGAAAACUUCUGGAUAGGUAUCCUACAUCUGAACCGAAUUCUUUCUGGUUAAAGAAUCUCUUUCUAGUUGCUCUGAAACAAUUAGGAGAUUCUCUAGGUGGCAACAUGCUAUUGGGUGGUGGUCCCGCUUAUAGGGUCAAAUCAAUACGCUCUAAGAAGAAAUAUUUGAAUAUAAAUCUCAUCGAUAUCAUCGAUCUCAUAAGUAUCAUACCAAAUCCCAUCAAUCGAAUCACUUUUUCGAGAAAUACGAGACAUCUAAGUCAUACAAGUAAAGAGAUCUAUUCAUUGAUAAGAAAAAGAAAAAACGUGAACGGGGACUGGAUUGAUGAUAAAAUAGAAUCCUGGGUUGCAAACAGCGAUUCGAUUGAUGAUGAAAAAAGAGAAUUCUUGGUUCAGUUCUCCACCUUAACGACAGAAAAAAGGAUUGAUCAAAUUUUAUUGAGUCUGACUCAUAGUGAUCAUUUCUCAAAGAAUGACUCUGGUUAUCAAAUGAUUGAACAACCGGGAGCAAUUUACUUACGAUACUUAGUUGACAUUCAUAAAAAGUAUCUAAUGAAUUAUGAGUUCAAUACAUCCUCUUUAGCAGAAAGACGGAUAUUCCUUGCUCAUUAUCAGACAAUCACUUAUUCACAAACUUCGUGUGGGGCUAAUAGUUUGCAUUUCCCAUCUCAUGGAAAACCCUUUUCGCUCCGCUUAGCCUUAUCCCUCUCUAGGGGUACUUUAGUAAUAGGUUCUAUAGGAACUGGACGAUCUUAUUUGGUCAAAUACCUAGCGAAAAACUCCUAUCUUCCUUUCAUUACGGUAUUUCUGAACAAGUCCCUGGAUAACAAGUCUCAAGGUUUUGAUAAUAUUGAUGUUGAUGCUAGUGACGAUAGUGAUGCUAGUGACGAUAUUGAUGCUAGUGACGAUAUCCUUGAUAUGGAGCUGGAACUGCUAACUAGAAUGAAUGCGCUAACUAUGGCUAUGAUGCCUGAAGAUGAAGACCUACUUUAUAUCACCCUUCAAUUCGAAUUAGCAAAAGCAAUGUCUCCUUGCAUAAUAUGGAUUCCAAACAUUCAUGAUCUGGAUGUGAAUGAGUCGAAUUACUUGUCCCCAGGUCUAUUAGUGAACCUUCUCUCCAGGGAUUAUGAAACUAGAAAUAUUCUUGUUAUUGCUUCGACUCAUAUUCCCCAAAAAGUGGAUCCCGCUCUAAUAGCUCCGAAUAAAUUAAAUACGUGCAUUAAGAUACGAAGGCUUCUUAUUCCACAACAACGAAAGCACUUUUUCACUCUUUCAUAUACUAGGGGAUUUCACUUGGAAAAGAAAAUGUUCCAUACUAAUGGAUUCGGGUCCAUAACCAUGGGUUCCAAUGCACGAGAUCUUGUAGCACUUACCAAUGAGGCCCUAUCGAUUAGUAUUACACAGAAUAAAUCAAUUAUAGAUACUAAUACAAUUAGAUCCGCUCUUCAUAGACAAAUUUGGGAUUUGCGAUCCCAGGUAAGAUCGGUCCAGGAUCAUGGGAUCCUUUUCUAUAAGAUAGGAAGGGCUGUAGCACAAAAUGUACUUUUAAGUAAUUGCCCCAUAGAUCCUAUAUCUAUCUAUAUGAAAAAGAAAUCAUGUAACGAAGUGGAUUAUUAUUUGUACAAUUGGUACUUCGAACUUGGAACGAGCAUGAAGAAAUUAACGAUACUUCUUUAUCUUUUGAGUUGUUCUGCCGGAUCGGUCACUCAAGAUCUUUGGUCUCUACCCGGACCCGAUGAAAAAAAUGGGAUCACUCCUUAUGGACUCGUUGAGAAUGAUUCUGGUCUAGUUCGUGGCCUAUUAGAAGUGGAAGGCGCUCUGGUGGGAUCCUCACGGACAUGCAGUCAGUUUGAUAAGGAUCGAGUGACAUUGCUUCUUCGACCCGAACCAAGGAAUCCCUUAGAUAUGAUGCAAAAUGGAUCUUGUUCUAUCCUUGAUCAGAGAUUUCUCUAUGAAAAAGACGAAUCGGAGUUUGAAGAGGGGGACGACCGGCAACAGAUAGAGGAGGAUUUAUUCAAUCACAUAGUUUGGGCUCCUAGAAUAUGGCGCCCUUGGGGCUUUCUAUUUGAUUGUAUCGAAAGGCCCAAUGAAUUGGGAUUUCCCUAUUGGUCCAGGUCAUUUCGGGGCAAGCGGAUCGUUUAUGAUGAAGAGGAUGAGCUUCAAGAGAAUGAUUCGGAGUUCUUGCAGAGUGGAACCGUGCAGUACCAGACACGAGAUAUAUCUUCCAAAGAACAAGGCCUUUUUCGAAUAAGCCAAUUCAUUUGGGACCCUGCAGAUCCACUCUUUUUCCUAUUCAAAGCUCAGCCCUUUGUCUCUGUGUUUUCACAUCGAGAAUUAUUUGCAGAUGAAGAGAUGUCAAAGGGGCUUCUUACUCCCCAAAAAAAUCGUCCUACAUCUCUAUAUAAACGCUGGUUUAUCAAGAAGACGCAAGAAAAGCACUUCGAAUUGUUGAUUAAUCGCCAGAGAUGGCUUAGAACCAAUCGUUCAUUAUCUAAUGGAUCUUUCCGUUCUAAUACUCUAUCCGAGAGUUAUCAGUAUUUAUCAAAUCUGUUCCUAUCUAACGGAACACUAUUGGAUCAAAUGACAAAGGCAUUGUUGAGAAAAAGAUGGCUUUUCCCGGAUGAAAUGCAAAUUGGAUUCAUGGAACAGGAUAAGGAUUUCCCAUUCCUUAGCCAGAAAGAUAUGUGGCCAUGA
Lactuca saligna is the source of this 3018-nucleotide messenger RNA. The record is from the annotation of a GenBank genome assembly. Lineage: Eukaryota; Viridiplantae; Streptophyta; Magnoliopsida; Asterales; Asteraceae.